GGCCUGGGAAGGGGCGAAGAAGGAACCUGAGCAGGAAGAGCGGCUGCGAGGCGGCGGCGCAGAGGCAGCGGCUGAGUUGGUCGCGGCGACGGCGACGGCGAGGGCUCUCGACCUUCGAGAGCAGGAUGCAGGUCCGCGUCAGACUGUUGUUGCUGCUCUGCGCGGUGCUCCUGGGCUCGGCCGCCGCGUCCUCAGAUGAGGAAACUAACCAGGAUGAAUCCUUAGAUUCCAAGAGGUCUUUGCCCACAGAUGAGUCGGUGAAGGACCACACCACUGGCAAAGUAGUUGCUGGCCAGAUAUUUGUUGAUUCUGAGGACUCAGAGGUGGAAUCCCUUCUUCAGGACGAGGAAGAGAGCUCCAAGAGCCAGGAGGAAGUCAGUGUCACGGAAGAGAUCAGCUUUUUAGACUCUCCAAAUCCAAGCAGCAAGACCUACGAAGAACUAAAGAGAGUGCGGAAGCCAGUUUUGACUGCCAUUGAAGGUACGGCGCACGGGGAGCCCUGCCACUUCCCUUUCCUUUUCCUGGAUAAGGAAUAUGAUGAGUGCACCUCAGACGGGAGGGAAGAUGGCAGACUGUGGUGUGCCACAACCUAUGACUACAAGACAGAUGAGAAGUGGGGCUUCUGCGAAACCGAAGAAGAUGCUGCCAGAAGGCGACAGAUGCAGGAAGCAGAAGCCAUCUAUCAGAGCGGGAUGAAGAUCCUGAACGGCAGCACCAGGAAGAACCAAAAGAGAGAAGCAUAUCGGUACCUUCAGAAGGCAGCAGGCAUGAAUCACACCAAAGCCCUGGAGAGAGUGUCCUAUGCUCUCUUGUUUGGUGAUUACCUCACACAGAAUAUCCAGGCAGCUAAAGAGAUGUUUGAGAAACUGACUGAGGAAGGGUCUCCCAAAGGACAAACUGGUCUUGGCUUUCUCUACGCUUCUGGACUUGGUGUUAAUUCAAGUCAGGCGAAGGCUCUUGUGUAUUAUACUUUUGGAGCUCUUGGAGGCAACCUGAUAGCGCAUAUGGUUUUGGGUUACCGCUACUGGGCUGGCAUCGGAGUCCUCCAGAGUUGCGAGUCGGCACUGACCCAUUAUCGUCUUGUUGCCAAUCAUGUCGCUAGUGAUAUCUCCCUAACUGGAGGCUCUGUAGUCCAGAGAAUACGGCUGCCUGAUGAAGUGGAAAACCCGGGGAUGAACAGUGGGAUGCUGGAAGAAGAUCUGAUUCAGUAUUACCAGUUCCUAGCUGAGAAGGGCGACGUCCAAGCACAGGUUGGUCUGGGACAGCUGCAUCUGCAUGGAGGGCGUGGAGUAGAACAGAAUCACCAGAGAGCAUUUGACUACUUCAACUUAGCAGCAAAUGCUGGCAAUUCACAUGCUAUGGCCUUCCUGGGAAAGAUGUAUUCUGAGGGAAGUGACAUCGUGCCCCAGAGUAACGAGACGGCACUUCACUACUUCAAGAAAGCUGCUGACAUGGGCAACCCGGUGGGACAGAGUGGACUUGGAAUGGCCUACCUCUAUGGAAGAGGAGUUCAAGUUAAUUAUGACCUGGCACUCAAGUAUUUCCAGAAAGCUGCUGAGCAAGGCUGGGUGGACGGGCAGCUGCAGCUUGGCUCUAUGUACUACAAUGGCAUUGGAGUCAAGAGAGAUUAUAAACAGGCCUUGAAGUAUUUUAAUUUAGCUUCUCAGGGAGGCCAUAUCUUGGCUUUCUAUAACCUAGCGCAGAUGCACGCCAGCGGCACAGGGGUGAUGAGAUCCUGCCACACUGCAGUGGAGUUGUUUAAGAACGUGUGUGAGCGCGGUCGCUGGUCAGAGAGGCUGAUGACUGCCUACAACAGCUAUAAAGACGAGGACUACAAUGCCGCCGUGGUCCAGUACCUCCUGCUGGCGGAGCAGGGCUACGAGGUGGCGCAGAGCAACGCAGCCUUCAUCCUCGACCAGAGAGAAGCAACCAUUGUAGGUGAGAAUGAAACUUACCCCAGAGCUUUGCUGCAUUGGAAUAGGGCCGCCUCCCAAGGUUAUACUGUGGCUAGAAUUAAACUUGGAGACUACCAUUUCUAUGGCUUUGGCACUGACGUGGAUUACGAGACUGCGUUUAUUCAUUACCGCCUGGCCUCAGAGCAACAGCACAGUGCCCAAGCUAUGUUUAACCUGGGGUACAUGCAUGAGAAGGGCCUAGGCAUUAAACAGGAUAUCCACCUGGCAAAACGCUUUUAUGACAUGGCAGCCGAAGCCAGCCCAGAUGCACAAGUACCUGUGUUCCUCGCACUCUGCAAAUUAGGUGUCGUCUAUUUCUUACAGUACAUACGGGAAGCAAACAUUCGAGAUCUAUUCACACAACUGGAUAUGGACCAGCUCUUGGGACCUGAGUGGGAUCUUUACCUCAUGACCAUCAUUGCUCUGCUGUUGGGUACAGUCAUAGCCUACAGGCAGCGACAGCACCAGGACAUACCAGUUCCCAGGCCCCCAGGGCCACGGCCAGCUCCUCCCCAGCAGGAAGGACCCCCAGAGCAGCAGCCACCACAGUAGCAGCCACCCUCGCCUGGGUCCGUGACCACUAAGGAGCUGCUCGCUGAGAACACUCGCAUUUGAUGUAGGGCUCUGGAUGGUGGCCACCACCUGGAAGAGGCGUGAGGAAGUGUUGAAUCCCAGAAGCUGCUUAAAACCUGCUGCCUUCCUUUUCAGGGACGAGUAGCUCUCACCAGAGCUACAGCGAAUGUCUGUCUCAGUGCCAUAUGGAAUGACAUCUCUCAGUGGCUUUCCUUUCCCUUCUUUUUCUCUCUUCGUUCUGCAAACAUACACAAGACACUCAAGUCAUGUCUACUGUGCCCACUGUCUUUCCUGAGAGACCUUUGGUCAUCCUGUUGAUGUGCAUAACUUCUUACAUCCAUGUCUUUUAAGGUCCUGUGCAUUGACAACCUGGGAAAACCCAGUUAGUUGCAAGUUUAACCCUAAAAACAUGCUUAAGUCUGAGAAUAGAACUUGCCUUUAAGUCAAAAGCAAAACAAGCCAAGCAGGAUGUCUUCAGGGUGUUUGGGAAAUCCUACCAGUCUACAUGCGCAUUCCUAUAUUUGGCACUCUUGUUCUAAAAGGGAUUAUCGAUUCCUGCACUGUGGCUGUGACAGGUCAUGGCAGACUUCUCUUCCUCGAAGACUGAAAGGCUUUACUAAAGAAGUCUUUGUGGCCAUCACUUCCUUGCAGUGGAACAGAAGUAAAACUCAAUGAACUGACUCCUUACUCUUACGUUGGACUUUACCCCAAGUACUCGUGUGAUUUGCUUGUUGGUUUGAGUGUACAGAGCCCUAGUCCAGACACCAGAGGAUGGACUAACUGGAGAAAUCAGAAAACAGCCUUAACCGACUUGAGGUGGGAUCUGAGACGCGCCCUCCCUCGGGUUGAUGCGAUGCUUCCCAGGUUUCGUUGUACUUUGCAUUUCUUAUGGCACAGGAACAGACAGCCCUCCGAAAUCUUCAAAUACGAAAUUCUGUUGUCGGGAUAUGGGAGGAGGUGACUUCCUUUGUAAUUCUAAAACUCAGAUGAUUGAGGAUGGCUUAGACCCAGUGCAUGGCAAAAACAAAGGCCUGGGUGUACCGCUGUGUGUGCUGUGGUAGCUUUUCGUUUCUGACGUUUCCUGUGGCUGUAGAACGUCAGCCACUGCUCAGCGGUCAUGCUGCCGCCCUUCUGUUGUAAACGCUAGGAAACUGACGCUGUUACAGUGAGCGAGCAGCCAACAUUGAGAGCUUCACACGCUCACCCGUGUGAAAGGACUGACCCAAGCCCAGCCCCCCACGGGGCUCAGGCCGGCCUGCUCACUGUCACCUUGACCUUGUUUUCCGUAAUCCCUGUCUGCAGCGCAACUGGAGUUUAUCACUUGUGGACUUUGGAAAGCUUUGAGUUUGAAUGUUGGGGUUGUAAUCAGAAUUCAAUCUAGUUCCUCUAUAACGAACAUGAAGGCUUUAAAUGUGAAGUUGUGUACGUUCGUGUGUGCUCACAGUAUUAUAGGAAACCCAGUAAGCAAAUUUUCCUCGAAGAUAUUUGCCUCCAAAUUUGAAGACGUGGCCACAGAGGGGCCAUGUACACAAAAGCAGAUCUUUGAGAGGCAGCCACCAUUUCUCUCUUUGGGCAGCACUGGUAAAUAGUGAGGCUCGUUUGGUGUCCUGUGCUUGGAGAUUAGAUUGUGAGUGGUACAGUAAGCAGGGUCCUUUACUGCUGCUCCUCUCCCAGCCCCACCCUCAGCCCAGCAAGUGAACUCUAUGGUCCCAGCGCUGUUUAGAAGGCAGGUCUUACAUUAUUACAGGAACUGGGCGCAGUGGUCUGUCCCUGUAGUCCCCUGUCACUGGGGGACUGAGGGACGAAGAGCACAUUAGGCUGGGAGUUCAAGACCAACCUAGGCAACACAAGACCCAGUCUCUAAAAAUAAACUCGAAGAUGCCAGUGGCUUCUAUGGUUUUCCCGUGCCAUUCCACCUCAAGCCUCCUUGGACAGCAGCAUUUUUGCGUCCGUCUUUACUUCGCACAGAGAGUACUUGGAGAGAACAUUUCUUAAAAUAGCAUACACUACCUAAGGCUGCACACAGUCUAGGUUUGCUCUUCAUGUAGCAGACUUGCCCCUUGCUAUCCUCUUUAUGGUCACUGCUGCAGAUGCCCUUCCCUCGGCUUAUUACCCUGUCUCCAGCCUGGGCCAUCUGCUACCGGAAGUCUGAAUGGCGGGUUUAAAAUAAUUCAGUCCUUACCACUUCUUUCACACAUGGUCUCAAGCUGCUUUGCUCCUGGUCUCUUAACAGUUCACGGGACAUGGUACCUUAGCAAAUAGGAUUGGGUUCGGUGUUUCUCUUAAAACUAAUGCACAGUACUUACUAAUGGCAUCCAUUUGAAUAAAGUGGCAAUAAAGCUAGUUAAUGUCAGUGACAUUAAGCCAACUCCAGGAUUCGGGAGUUCUAGCGUUAGGAUUUAGAUUUACCAGAUAGAGCGUGACUUCCUUCCUCCCUGUAGCCCAUCCCUGCUGCUGCCUUUCGUGGUCUGUCUUGCAGCCUACGAAGGCUCUGUCCAGCCUCUGUUCUCCUGUGCACCUGCCCCACCGGGCCACCAACUGUUUCAGAGUCUAGAGACCACGAGUUUUACUUCUGUGGUGUUGUACAAAGGUGGAGUUUUUGUUCUUGAAUUUUUUGUUUCUGAUUUCCGGGUUUUCUUAGUUACUAGCCAAUAAUACAGAAAAAGGUUGGACAGGGGCUUUUUCCCCCCCGAAAUUCAUUAAUACCUAAACUAGAUUAAUGUAAAAAUGCAAGUCCUAAAUCUUGAUAUUCCUGAAGGUUUGUAAUUCUACUGAAAAUAUAUAUAGAUUAAUUUCUGAACAUUUUUAUCACUCACCAUCUCUACCAUGGAGAAGCAUUAAAAACUACCAGGGAUCUGGUAAGGAGCUGGUGGCUGGGUGUUCUAUAUACAGAAUUUGGUUUUGUUUGGCUGCUUGGUUGGGUUUUCUCUCUCUCUUCACUGCUCCUCAUGCUUGUCCUCUAGUGCUUGGAGCAGGCCUGUAGGCCUCCAAAUGCAGACCUCAACUCCUCGUGUGUGUGUGUGUGUGUGUGUGUGUGUGUGUGUGUGUGUGUGUGUGUGUGUGUGUGUGUGUGGCAUUUGCACCAAUGUCUAAUUACAUCUGCAAAAUUUUCCUCUCCAGGGGUUUGGACUAACACCUCACAUGUAUAUUUCAAAACAAGAUGCUUCUAGUGAUCCCCCUCCCUGCCAACAAGAGCAGGCUUAUAUUUACUUCAGGAACAGCUGGUAUUUGAAGUGAUUCUAAAGUAUGGUAUACAAUAUUACGGCCCUGAGAGAUCCAAGAAAUAACCAGAGCAAAAAAAAAAAACUAUUUUAUGCAAAAAAAAAUUUUGCUCAGAUACGAGAGAAACUAUUUCUGGAUGCUAUAUUGUCAGGUUUUUAAAUGAGUAGUGUUCUUUGAAAAAGGACCUAAGUGUCUUCACCCACUAGGGGUUUCAAGAAAAUACCCCUAGUGAAAUAGCCCCAUAUACCAAUGAUUUGUAUCUUAAAGAGACUGUUUACACAUUAAAAGCCGAUUUUGUAUGCAGAUGAAGGGCCCCUUUGGUUAUGUUCAAGGAGCCAUUCAGAAGUUCUUCCUUUACUAUUUAUUGGUGAACGAUCUGACACUAUUUCUCUUUUAUUUAAAAACAAUGUUGAUAUGAUCAAAAUAUGACCACUAUAAACGCUGAGGGGCGUGUUUAAAGAGCAUAAGCUGACAUUGUGAAGGAACACCAUACUAGACUUUUUGUAAAUUUAUUUUAUAUUUAAUGGAAUGCAGUAUAACGGCUGGUGAAGUGUAUUAUAAUUGUGUAAACAAAUCCUGUUAAUAGAGAGAUGUACAGACUCAUUUUGUACUGUAUCUUGAAACUUGUGAAAUAAAGAUCCCAUCUCUGGCUA
Molecule: messenger RNA, 6403 nt
Organism: Rattus rattus (black rat)
Lineage: Eukaryota; Metazoa; Chordata; Mammalia; Rodentia; Muridae
Gene: Sel1l
Product: SEL1L adaptor subunit of ERAD E3 ubiquitin ligase
Exons: 21
Coding region: 126-2507 (793 amino acids)
Biological process (GO): ERAD pathway
Cellular component (GO): endoplasmic reticulum membrane
Molecular function (GO): protein binding
Source: RefSeq, a predicted model, not a curated record